AUGGUGAAUUAUCAUCGAGCUGCGUCCAAGCUCGACAUGUAUCGGAAAGUACCAAUGGACUUGAUGGAAGGUACCAAGCGAGGGAGUAUUCUCAGUUAUAUCGCCUUGUUCACCAUGACAACGUUAUUUAUACUCGAGACCAAAGAGUUUCUUUCGCCACGAAACAAAACGGAUCUUGCUCUGGAUGCUUCCGAAGAUCCUCGCAUCCGUCUCAAUUUCAACAUUACCAUGCUGGAUCUGAAAUGCGAAUGGGCCGUGGUGGAUGUGGUCAGCUCGUUGGGAUCCAACCAAAAUGUUACCGCCCAUGUGACCAAAUGGGAUUUGGAUGCCAGUGGAGUUCGUCAACAAUAUCGAGGAAGGAACCGAUUUCAAAAUGAUAUUACCCUCUUUGAUGAGUCCGUGACUGAUACACUAGAAGAACUCCACGAAGAUGGUGAAGAUGCCGUCAGUUUUGACGAACAGACUUUGCAAUUUGCCAAGAAUGAGAACGAAUUUCUCUUUGUCGACUUUUAUGCCUCGUGGUGCAGUCAUUGUCGCGCUUUGGCGCCCACUUGGGAGGCACUUGCGGAACUCAUGUUGGAUACUGGGGAACAUUUGGGAAAACUGCAUCAUGACGACUACGAUAGUGAAGACUACGACGCAGCGGAAAAGGUUCGCCUACCCGUCAUGGUUGGAAAGGUGGAUUGCGUCACCCACAAGGAAGUGUGUCAGCGUCAUGCCAUUCGGGCCUAUCCUACCCUGAAGUUGUUCCACAAUGGACAACCUUGGGGAGGAGGCGAUUAUCGUGGACAUCGAACUUUGAUUUCCAUGGUCGAAUGGUUGUACUUUGUGGAAGAAAAGGUUAUUGAAUUGGAGGGUGGUAGCAAGGAUGACCAAGUCUUGCAAAUUGCCCAUCAAGCUGCUCAUGAACGACUGCUGGGGGACAAUGUUUCUGAUGAAGAACGCCAAUGGCACGAAAAGCUGCUAAUGGAUAGAAAGAAAAUGCAUACUAAGGAUUGGCGGGAAUCGGAGCACCCGGGAUGCCAAUUAUCUGGUCACUUAAUUCUCGACCGGGCACCUGGUAACUUUCACAUUCAAGCACGUAGUCAGAAUCAAGAGUUUGCCGCACACAUGACAAAUACAAGUCACAUGAUCAAUUCGCUUUCCGUGGGAGAUCCAGCUGCCAAGUCCUUGGUCGAAGCCGGACGAGCUCCCAAGACACUUCCAGCGGAAGCCGUGGAAAAAUUAGCGCCCAUGGAUGGGAAUAUCUAUCCAACCUACAGUCACCACGAGUCAUAUCACCAUUAUCUCAAGUUGGUGACAACCCAAGUGGAAGGCUUUACGAUCGGCCGAAGGGACCUGCGAGUCUACCAGAUUCUGGAAAAUUCACAACUAGCACUUUACCGAAAUGACAUGAUUCCCGAAGCCAAGUUUCAAUACGACCUGAGUCCUAUCGCUGUGACUUAUCGAAGCGAUAGCCGGCAUUGGUACGAGUACUGCACCUCGAUCAUGGCCAUUAUUGGUGGUGUUUUCACUGUUGUUGGUAUGUUCGAAGCCGGUAUCAGUGCUACUGUCAAGCGUGCUCACCGAAACCAGCAACGACGGGGAAUGCGUCAUUAG
Messenger RNA from Cylindrotheca closterium, 1599 nucleotides. The record is from the annotation of a GenBank genome assembly. NCBI's taxonomy places the organism in Eukaryota, Bacillariophyta, Bacillariophyceae, Bacillariales, Bacillariaceae.